Penicillium chermesinum is the source of this 1359-nucleotide messenger RNA. Its product is annotated as glycosyltransferase. Gene Ontology annotation, molecular function: UDP-glycosyltransferase activity. The record is from RefSeq and is a predicted model, not a curated record. Lineage: Eukaryota; Fungi; Ascomycota; Eurotiomycetes; Eurotiales; Aspergillaceae. The coding region runs from base 1 to 1359 and encodes 452 amino acids. The transcript is spliced from 4 exons.
AUGGCGAACAUCCUGUUUCUCACGAACAGCGAGUUGGGCCAAUGUAAUGUCGCGUUCGCUAUUGCAGAGGAAUUCUUGCGUCGCGGCGAAUACGGAGUCCAUAUCGGCUCGUACAGCCAGCUUGCGGCCAAUGUCGAGCAGCUGAACCAGCGCAUCGAGACGAGGACCCCGGCGACUUUCCAUGAGAUAUAUGGGCCCUGCAUGACGGAUCUUGCGAUUCGGAGUGACGUCGGUCUGCUCUGUCACCCGCCGGGCGUCGCGGGUGCUAUGAAGGGCUUUAAUAAAAUUAGCACGGCUAUGUCCAGCUGGAAGCAUUCUGAAUAUGCCAAGGCAUAUAGGAGCAUCCUUGCUAUGUUCGAGCGGGUGAAACCUGCGGUGGUUAUUGUUGAUCCCCUCCUCCAUGUCGGUCUAGAUGCUUGCAAGACGGCAAACAUCAAGCCGGCUAUCCUGUGGCCAGUCCCGGUUAAAGAUGUCGUCACGCUGGAGCAGGGAUCUAAGAUAGUUUGGCAUUAUCCAGCUGUCGGGUCAGGUUUCCCUUACCCAUUACCGUUCAAGCUCAUUCCCUCAAACCUCUACUUGAUUUUUCAAAUUGCAAUGACAUUUGCCUCUGGGAAGACACCGCAAGAGGACCCAGGAUCUGAGAAAGACGUGGAAAGGCGCAAUCCAUUCCCUUGGGGAAUGCCUUCACCAAAGAGACAUUGCAAUUCACCCCAUCUUUCCCCGAGAUGGAUUUCCCUUCGAGAGCCUCUGUCAAAAUCGGAUCCCGAAAUGGAAGCAUGGCUGACCAAGCCCACUGUGCUGAUCAGUCUUGGGUCGCACAUGAAGCCAACCCCGGAGAUUGCGGUGCAGAUGGCCAAGGCCGUCAAGAUCGUCCUCGGCAAGCAUCCUGGCAAGCAGGUCUUAUGGAAGCUUCGGUGGGAGUGGGAGGAAUCGAAAGAGUUCCAGGAUAUUCUCGGGCCAGCGGUCGCUGAGGGCAGGGUCUUGAUUACUCCUUGGAUUAAGGCGGACAUUAUGUCGGUUCUGGAAACCGGUCGUAUUGCUGCAUACGUGCACCAUGGUGGUGCUAAUUCAUACCAUGAAGCUUGCAAAGCCGGAACCCCCCAGGUCAUCCUUCCCCAGUGGCUUGAUACGUAUGAUUGCGCGACCCGCGUUGAGUACCUUGGCCUUGGUGCCCAUGGCAGCAGAACUUCCGCACCAGGUGCCGAGGCCACUGAAUUCGCCGAGGCUAUGGACCGGGUCCUUGGAGACGAGGGCAUUCGUACCAAGGUGGCUGCGAUUAAAGACUUGUGCCAGACCACCGAGGGCCGCAUUGUGGCGCAUGAUCGAAUUGUUGAAUUGGCGAAGCAAAAUACCCUUUAG